Molecule: messenger RNA, 1053 nt
Organism: Laccaria bicolor S238N-H82
Lineage: Eukaryota; Fungi; Basidiomycota; Agaricomycetes; Agaricales; Hydnangiaceae
Exons: 4
Coding region: 1-1053 (350 amino acids)
Biological process (GO): nuclear-transcribed mRNA catabolic process; rRNA catabolic process
Cellular component (GO): nucleus
Molecular function (GO): RNA binding; 5'-3' RNA exonuclease activity
Source: RefSeq, a predicted model, not a curated record
AUGAUAAACUCGUUCCCUGCGAGGGAGCGAGUAUUCAUCACCAAGUUGACGGAGGAUCUACACCUGAGUGUGACGUGGGACGAGUUUGAUGAGGAGGACAGGAAUUUGGCGACGUGUCGGUUUCCGAGAGCGCUGGAAGAUGAGCCUGAGACGAGCGAGCAGGAGGAGGAUAGUGAGUGGGAAGACGAGGAUGAGGUUGAAGACGAGGAGAGCAGAGCAGCAGUUGAUUGUGUGCUUAAGAAGUAUGAGAAGGCGCCUGUUGAGGAUGUUGAUGCCGAUGGGACGUUUGAGGAGCGGUAUGAACGGUCUUUGAAAGAGAAGAUGGACGAGUGGAAGCGGGGUUAUUAUAAGGGGAAUCUAGGGAUAUCUUACGACGACCCGACUGAAAUGGGUGAUCCGAUCUACCGACCUGCAGUUGGUCGUGCACGUGGAGUCGCAUCGUGGGGAUGGUUCUACGACUAUCAUUACGCUCCUCGGAUUUCAGGUGUGCAUCGUCGGUUAGGAUGUUGGACGUUGCUCGUGUUGCCAAUCGCAGAUUUGCGGGGAGCGGACGAAAUGUCUUUCGAUUUUCAGCCUGGGAACGCCGUUGAAGCAGUACCAGCAGCUUAUGGGCGUGUUGCCCGUUAUCUCAUGUACGAUCCAAACUCACCGAUUCUUGACUUCUACCCUCUCGAGUUCGCGCAAGAUCUCAACGGGAAAAAGCAAGACUGGGAGGCAAUUGUCACAUUCAUUGAUGAAGAGAGGCCGCUGAAGGCAAUGACUGCUCGUGAUCAUUGUCUCACCCCCGAGGAGAGAAAAAGGAACGCUUGGGGCUCGAGCUCGAAGUUCAGUUUCAACCUUGGCGAGCCCACUCUCUAUCCUUCAUCUCUGCCUGGAUUCUUCCCCCCUCUUUAUCGAUGCACGUGCAAGACGGAGCUGUUCGACCUCCCGAUCCUUGAUGGGUUGCAUCUCAUUCCCGGUCUUUGCGACGGAGUAUUCCUCGGUACAGAAGCUCUGACUGGAUUCCCAUUAAAACGCUUCCACACACGGCGCUGCUGGGAUACCACGGCGUAA